Messenger RNA from Pomacea canaliculata, 947 nucleotides. Its product is annotated as general transcription factor 3C polypeptide 6-like. The transcript is spliced from 5 exons. Gene Ontology annotation, biological process: transcription by RNA polymerase III. Lineage: Eukaryota; Metazoa; Mollusca; Gastropoda; Architaenioglossa; Ampullariidae. Gene Ontology annotation, cellular component: transcription factor TFIIIC complex. The record is from RefSeq and is a predicted model, not a curated record. Bases 34 to 504 code for a protein of 156 amino acids.
CAAGGGACACCACUCACAUGCUUGAUUAAGAAAAUGGCGGGCGAAUGGGAAGAGGAAUAUAUGGUUGUUGUGGAUCUGAUGGGGACAAAUGAGAUGAAGCUACACAAUGCAGACAAGCUAGAAGUAGAGAUGCUGGGUGUGGCCAGUGAUAAGCCAGUUAUGCUAGUUAAUGGCACUGCAUUUUCUGGCCAUUUUGAAGAUUCCAUUGGUACCAAUAUUAUCAUGGAGCUGAAACAGGAUGAAACUCCAGAGGCCAGCUUAAAAUCUCCACAAACAAAAGGACUGGAGUUUUUCUGCAAAACUGACAAAAAGCUAGUAAUGGAAAGGACAUUUCUCUUUGAAAAAGCUUCAGUCCGGGAAAGAAAUCAGUCAUCAAUACUAAAAGCGCAGGAAGUGGCUUUGGAAGCAGCAGACGUUGUGUCUGUUCCUCGGUCAUUGCAGACAACAGACAAAGAUAUGGUUCAACAGAUAGACAACAGUUCAGAUGGUCAGGAUCAAACGUGACCUUUAUCCCACCAGCCAUAUGCUGGGAUGAAGAACAAACUUGUCUGAAGUAUCAUGAUCAGAACAUUUAGUGUUUUGGAGAACAGCUGUGAAUUUGUGACCCAUGUGCCAUUCCCCCAAAACUGGCUCUUCAUGUUGGGCAGCUGCUCAUAAAGGGUUCUGUCAUAUAUGCUAGCUUGCAUCACUUUUGCAGCAGUUUAUUGGCAACAGAUUAAUGUUCAAGCAACGGCAGUAAAAUCUUGCCAACUUUCCCCUUGUUUAACCUAGCAGCACCUGAUCAUCUUGCAUGUACCCCACUGCAACUAGCUGAGGCUGAAUAGUUUUUAAUACUAAUUUCUGUCUCUUUUUCUCAUCUGUUACAUCACAUCGAUGAAACUUGUCAAAGGUGAGCCAUUGGGAUAAAUUUUAGUGCAUGUUUUAUAAAGGUUCUAUGUAUAAUUUCA